ACUGCAAAAUGUCUCGAAUUUCAUCCACUUUUUACAAAAAUUCGAGUGGCUAUUGAUUGAUUGUUUAAACUUUUAACAGUAUUCACUUGGUAAUUGGUGGGAUUCCUUGUGAUUUGAUUUAGGUUGAUAUUCCAAAGCUUUGAGGUUCACAAUUUUACGGACUACAAGUAUUUCCAAACCUAGCCAAAAUCAAAUUAGAACUUUCUAAAUAAACUAUAUAAGCUUUGGUGGCUAGAAUGGCUGAUAAGAUCUCUGAGCCACUAGGAUCACAAACGCCAGAUCUGCAUGAGUGGAGACGAUCGCUGAGGUCCCCCAGUCCAGGGCGAGGACUGCGAACCAGCUCCAGCAUGGAGUUGAUAUCAAAAAGUGUCAGAUCUAGGACACCAUCACCACACAGAGGAAGAGAAAGGUUCAGAUUAAGAUCUCGAAGCCCUUCCCCAAAUGCUGGUUUAAAAGGUGCUAAUCUAACUGAUGUUCCUAAAAAGUCAUCCAUGAAACGAAACAAUAUUGCAAAUGGAUUAAGAAAAAGCCUAGGUAGUAGCUUGACAGCUGAUCUAAGUAUGAGUGGUAAACUCAACAAGUCUGCUGGACAAUUAGCAAACAUUGAGGCAGAGUACAUAAAAAAUCUUCAACAACAAAUUUAUUUUUUGGAACUUGAAGCUAACUACUUACGCGAGCAGGCGAGAAAAGCGACAGAAAUGCAUCCCCAGAUGACACAAGAAGCUGAAAAAAUGUUGGCCAAACUGAGGGAGAUGCAGACCCAGAUGGACCUGAUGGACCUGGAACUGAAGAGAAAAGAUUCCAGCAUUGGCAUCUACACUUCAGAGAAGGAGAAAAUACAGCAGGUGCUACAGACUGAGAGAGAAAGCCGAGCCAAAGAGAAGCGUCUGCUGACAGACGAGCUGGUGACCAUGAAGAAAGACAAAGACCGGCUCCAGAGAGAGCUGGCCAGGAAAGACGAGCAGCUUCUGGAGGCCAAGUCUGAGGUGGACCGCAGCAUUCUGGCACUGAAAAAUGCUGAGACUAAGAUAAACACGCUGAAAGCUCAACUGGAGCAGCGGAUAGAGCAACACAACCUGACCCAGCUGGCCCUAGAGGAGAAGAGGGCGGAGCUGAUCAGCACGGAGACACAGCUGAGGGAGACAGAGGAGAAGUUCAUCUCUAGCACUGUCACAAUCAAGGAUAAAUUAACCCAGGACCUAAGGGAUGAAAUCCGAGUGCUACAUCAGAGGAUGAAGGAAACAGAGCUGAGCGCUGAGAAAGACAGGUUCCUCAGAGACAAGGUAUCUGAUGAAAUGGCCAGUCUAGUGAAGGAGAACUCUGCACUGAGUCAAAGAGUUGCAGAACUUGUCUACCAGCUGGAGCGGGAGAAAGAACUGAGAGAAUCCACUGAGUCUCGCCACCUGCACAGUGUCGGGGAAAUGGUGACCAUGAAGGACAGACUGCAUGAGAUGGACAGGCUCAGGGAUGAGCUGCGUCAGGAGAAGGAGAGAGCACGCCAGUACUUAGAGCAGCUGACCAAUGAACAGAUGACCCACAAGAAGACAGAACUGCACCUGAACACCUUCAAGUCACGUCUGACAGAGACAGAAGGGAUGCACGGGGUGCUGGAAUCUGAAACAGAUCAACUCCGGAAGGACAAGUCCCUUCUUGUAGACCACAUUGCAGAGCUACAGAGAAAGAUUGAGGAACGAGACCAUGAGAUAAUUGAGCUCAGAACUAAUGUGAGUGACCUUGAGACCAAGUUCAGGAACCUGGGCCUGCAGAAGACCAUGGAGAUGUCGCAGCAGAGCCAGCGUUGGGAGGAGUUCUCUCGCCUGGCAGACAGCAUGAAGUCCUUGUCCAAGUCCAUGAUGUCCCAGACUUCUAUGGGGAACUUCCACUCCCAUCAUAGCAUGACACCACAACAAUAUUAACCCUUGCCAACCCAGACAGUAGGAAAUAUAAUGUCUCAACAGACUUCUAUGGGGAACUUCCACUCCCAUCAUAGCAUGACACCACAACAAUAUUAACCCUUGCCAACCCAGACAGUAGGAAAUAUUAGUAAAAAAUUAUGAUGUCUCAAUCUCCUAGGGUAAUUCAACUCCCAUUAUACCUUGAAAAAUAUUAACCCUUUCUUAACUAGUUAAUAAUUAAAGUUAUAAAUUUUUAAAUCAGAUUCAUGAGAAAAAAAAUUAUAAAAGCAGUCUUUUUUUAUUUUAGAUUUAAGAAUAAGUUUAAGUAUAAU
Messenger RNA from Physella acuta, 2227 nucleotides. Its product is annotated as myosin-6. The record is from RefSeq and is a predicted model, not a curated record. NCBI's taxonomy places the organism in Eukaryota, Metazoa, Mollusca, Gastropoda, Physidae.